Messenger RNA from Planococcus citri (citrus mealybug), 2109 nucleotides. It is a transcript of the gene Orc4, whose product is annotated as origin recognition complex subunit 4. Gene Ontology annotation, cellular component: nuclear origin of replication recognition complex; nucleus. The transcript is spliced from 8 exons. The record is from RefSeq and is a predicted model, not a curated record. Lineage: Eukaryota; Metazoa; Arthropoda; Insecta; Hemiptera; Pseudococcidae. Gene Ontology annotation, molecular function: ATP hydrolysis activity; DNA replication origin binding. Bases 579 to 1823 code for a protein of 414 amino acids. Gene Ontology annotation, biological process: DNA replication initiation; DNA replication.
UGUUCGUUUUUAUUACUCCGUCUAACCGGGUCUACACUUUCCUUACUCUCCUUACUCCGCUCUCCACUUUUUACCCCUGAUUUAACCAAAGACCUAUAACAGGUCUCUGGAUUUAACCUUACCCGGGUAAGAAACCUGGUUAAAAACGAACAAACCUGUUAUCUCUCUAUAGAGCAUUGGGAAAUCUUACAAAUAGUAUUCGCUGCGCCGUACAUUCAUGUCAAAUCACCACUAACAAACCACGGAGCAACUAACGAACUUGCAACUGAGUAUGGUCGGAGCAAAAUUCUGUUAUUCGCCGGGCAUCCGCUUGGAGCGCUAAUGUCGCCACCCAAUCAGCGCAGGACGAAGUGGUUUGUUGAUGUUUAUUUGACAUGGACGUACGGCGCAGCGAAUACUAUUUGUAACAUUUAUACAAUGCUCUAUUGAUAAAAAUCGGCAAUCGCAAUGCGAAAGUUCGUUUCAUAAGGUUUCAUGUAAUAUUAUUUCAUAUUUGCAUCAAAUAUUCAUCAACGUUGUACAGUUUCAACAUUUAUCAUCACUUCACCGAAUUCCUCAUAGAUCUCUAUUAAGGAGCAAUGAAUCCCGUGACAGAACUGAAAAAGCAUCUCAAACGUAAAAUAUUGUCUAGAGAACUCGAAGGCUGUGAAGCAGCACAAAAAGAUUUGUUCAAUUUGCUGAAAGGAACAAUAGAAACCGGCAAUAGUAAAUCAGUCAUCGUAUCAGGCUGUCCUGGAUCAGGAAAAUCAACGUUGGUGCAAAAUGUGCUCGACGAAAUUGAGAAAGCUUACGAAGACCGAUAUCGUGUCAUCAGGUUACAUGGGCUUUUUCAUUCCAAUGAUACGUUGGCUUUUCAAGAUAUGAGUGACCAAAUCGACGCUGGUUUAGAAUUCUGCGAGGAUGAAAUUGUUUCCUCCGAUAUUUUUCCAAAGUUAUUUCAAAAAUUAAAAACUUUAUGUAGAGCAAAUGAAGAAAAUGUCAAGACUGCUGUAUUCGUGCUCGAAGAUUUUCAUCUUUUUCAAGAUUCUCAGAUUUUAUACUUCAUGUUCGAUACCAUUCGAACCGAACAGGUGCCUGGUUUCGUAAUCGGAAUAACAACUUAUAGUAAUAUUCUGGAGAAGUUCGAGAAACGUGUUAAAUCGAGAUUUUCGCAAUUGAUUAUUAAUUUGAAUCAAAGUCGUACUUUGAACAAAAAAAUAGCCAGCUUUGUUAAACUUCUAAAAGUUGAAGAAAACGCUUGCUCUGAUUCUUCGUACGUUGAAAGUUGGAACGAAAGUAUCGAUAAAUUGGCAAUUGAUAAUGAUGUGAUAGACUUACUAAAACAUAUCUCCGAUCAAAGUAACGAUGAAAGGUUCUUCACCAACUUCGUGUUCAACAGUAUUAUGCAGUUAGAUAAAGACAAUCGUUACCUGACGCUGAAGAAUUUAUCUGUAGCAUUAACUUUAUUGGAUCCGGAUUAUAAGUUAAAUUUGUUUAAAAGUCUUUCAACUGUACAGCUGUGUUUGAUGAUUGCAGCAUUUCAUCAAACUGAAUUAUAUAACGAACCUUUUAAUUUUGAAAUGAUUUACAAAAGAUAUUCUAACUUCGCGAGAACUUCUCAAGCGGUACCAAGUGUUCCUAAACAAAUGGCUUACAGAGCUUUCGAAACUCUAGUGGAUUUAAGUUUAAUUUGUCCAUUUUCGUCUGCAGUGACUGAAUCUGAAUUGCCAGAAUUUGUUUUCCAUCGAUUAUCAAUAUCGUGUGAUGAUAUUAGAGACGGAAUUAAAACCUACCCAAGUUUGUUGGGAGAUAUCAAAGUAUGGAUUGAAAAUAGUAUAUCGUAAAUGUAUUUUUCCAGAAACGUAAGUUUGAUUUUUUUCGCUAUCAUGUUGAUGUUGUGUGAAAGAACUCGUUGAGGUGAAGUAAUCGAUCAGUGCUUGAGUGAAGUAAUUGAUAAAAAUGGAUUUCCGGUUAUAAAAUUAGAAUUUUUAAAAUUAUUUUUGAUGAUUUAAUCUUUUAAUUUUUUCUAAUUGUUAAUAAUAAUGAAUUUUUACUGAUUUUUUUUUUAAUUCAAUUAUAUUUUUUGAUUAUUUUACUGUCGUAUAUUUUAAUAAAAAUACUGAGGCAAUA